This is a messenger RNA of Plasmodium falciparum 3D7, 1185 nucleotides long. RefSeq lists its product as uncharacterized. The record is from RefSeq and is a predicted model, not a curated record. NCBI's taxonomy places the organism in Eukaryota, Apicomplexa, Aconoidasida, Haemosporida, Plasmodiidae.
AUGAAUAAAACUACUAGUCCUCUUUUAAAUUUUGUAUAUCCUUGUCUACAAAACUAUAAAAAGAGCCACUGUUUAGGGAUAGAACAUAAAAUAAAAAAAGGACUAUUUCAAAAAUUUAAAAAUAGUUCAUGGUUUUUUUGUAUCGUAUUUAAGUUCCUCCUUUUAUUUUGUAUAUUCUUUCCUACCAAAAAUGACAUCUUUAGACAACAUACCAACAGAAUAUUUAAUCAAAGAGGUAUAAAGAAUUCAAAACCUUCUAGAAUUUUAGAAGAACGUGAAUGUUUAAUGACAAAAAAUAAAUCCUUAUUAAAAAUUGAUGAGGAUAUCAAUCCACAAAGCGAAGAUCACGAUGAGAAAAAACAUAAAUUAGAAAAACGUCUAAAAGAAAUAUUAACAAAAUAUAAAAUGUAUCAAACAGAAGAAUAUAUAUCACCUAUAAAUAAAGAUGAUACAAUAAAAGAACACAAUGAACAAACAAAUAUAGAAUCAUAUGAUCAUCAUUAUAAGGAUCAAAAUGAAAAAUAUAAAUAUCAUAAUACUAUUCCUCAUGAAAUUAAUUAUUUUAAUGAUAAUCAACAAUUUAAUCAUCCAUAUAAUUUAAAUGAUAUUAAUCCUACCAAUGACAUUCAUCAAAUUAAUAAUUUCAAUUAUUCUCCAUACAAUAAUAAUUUAAAUGAUAUUUCUACAUACGAAAAGGACAACGAACAAUCCUUAGGUACAUUUAAUUCAACACAGAUUCAUAAUACAAACAAUGAACAAACAUAUUUCGAUCCAUUAUCAGAUGAACAACAAAUUAAGACGUUCUGUUCCGAAGAACAUGAAAAUAUUACAUGCUAUAAUGAAGCAUUUUUUAGAGCUUUAUCAGAUUUGAAUCAAACUAAUAAUAAUAUAUCACAAGAAUUUAAAGAUUAUAUAGACUCCUAUUUAGAACAAAAAUAUCACAUUAUGACUAAUGAUGAAUUAGAUAAAAUGAAUACAUAUAGAAUAGAUUAUAUUAAAUACAAAACUUUAUAUGAACAAUUAAUUAAAAAAUCAAAACACAUAAAAUUAUAUAAAAAAUUAAAAAUAACUUUUAAGGUAAUAUUUAUUAUGAUAACCUGUGUUAUCACAUCUGUAAUAUGUCCUACAUGCCCAGUAUCUGUUAUAUGUGCUUUAGCACUUAGCACAUAUCUUUCUUUUUUUUAA